AUGAAAAUUCCACAGUGUAAGCAAUUGUCACAUUGUGAGAUAGUGAAGUCAUUGAUGCGCGUGCCCACGCGCAAUAUAACUUCUGCAAUGAAACCGCAGUUCCAAAAAGUGCAUUCAUUUUUGACUGAAGCCGCACAGCAAUGUGAAAAAGAGCCUCAUACUGCCAUACUUGGCAGAAGCAUAGAAGGCGACAAGCCCAGCCCAACGCUUUGUACUCUUUGCUUCUUGGUCUAUUACCUCCUUCAGUAUCUAAACAAUGCACUUUUGCAAUCACCAUAUUUGGAGAUGAUUCCUGAUGCAAUUGGUAUGACGUGUGCAAUCAUUGCGGGAAUGCACGAGGACAUUCCACCACCUGUGUGUGACGCAUUACUCGCUGAUGGUGCUCUGUAUGCUCUUCUCAAAGCAAUUACCGACUCCAUGGGCUCAUUUUAUGACUUGAUCGCUGUUCAGGGAUUGGCGUGCCCCACUUAUCAAACCCUCUUUGGUGUUUGUUAA
This is a messenger RNA of Cylicostephanus goldi, 495 nucleotides long. Lineage: Eukaryota; Metazoa; Nematoda; Chromadorea; Rhabditida; Strongylidae. The record is from the annotation of a GenBank genome assembly.